Messenger RNA from Salmo salar (Atlantic salmon), 2498 nucleotides. The record is from RefSeq and is a predicted model, not a curated record. Lineage: Eukaryota; Metazoa; Chordata; Actinopteri; Salmoniformes; Salmonidae.
AGACAGGUUUAUUCCUAAACUGGGCUAUUGUUCAGGCCACAGCCCACGCCGCUAAAUGCCGAACGUACACAAUUAUACCAAGUCUAAUUGAGGGUUACUCCCAUAGGAACAGAUCAAGGCCCCGAACAGAAAAAGAGAUAAAAUGAGACAGUAAUCCCUAUUUAUGCAUUUCCAAAUCCCGCGGGAUUACCCAUCAUACCCCCCCAACCUUUCCCUCUGUCCUGACAUAUUUAACCCCUGCUAGUAGCCAUGAGAACCAUAACACACCCACAAACACAGAACACAAUACCGGGUCGUUACAGUACUUUUUUGGAUUAGGGUCGCAGUAUAUUAUGCAUAGCAGCAAAGGCUGUACACAUAUUUAUAUUUUGUUCUAAUAUGUAACAAUUUUAUAUACCGUAUUCUAUGUACAUAAGUGGACAUUUUAUAAAGGGACAUCUUUUUUUUCUGAUAAAACAAUGGCCAGUUUGCGUCCCAGUUUCACUUUUUUUAUUAUUUGUUGUAAAAACAAGUAGGCUAUAUCUGGCCCGCAAAUUCGUAGUUUUUUUCAAUAUGGCCCGUGCACUGAUUGAGUUUGACACCCUUGGGCUAGCGUAUUUAUUUAGCAAGCUAAAAACACAGAGCCUAACGUUAGCUAGCUAGCUGUUAGGAGGAUGUCAUGUUAUUGGUUGAGUGUGUGAGUGACCGACUUUUUCCCCCUGAUCGUUUUUCGGUGGCUACAGCUAGAGAUGCAGCUGUCAUUUGGUUAGUUAGCGAGAAAUGUGAAUUGCUUUGCUAGCUCGCAAAGCUGAACUUGAACGACUGUUAUCCACAGUUAGUAUAUCUCUUAGUUGUGAUCAAAUGUAUUUGGCAUUGAUCAAAUGGGCGGGUAGGCAGGGAAGUUCCUAUUCAGUUUUCAAAACAUGGGUUGUGACAAGCAUGCAUUAGCAGGUAAGCUGCAGAAGGACGAGCAGGCUACUUACUAUUCCCCCAUCGUUUAUCAGUGCAAUUUUGACGGCCAACUAGCUGAAAAAGUGCCCUGUCAGGUUUUCGUCACAUUCAUGUUGUUGACAUGGAUACCAUUGAUAUCUCCAAUCUCAACAGGCAGUUCCUUUUCAGGACCAAAGAUGUUGGACGGCCAAAAGCAGAUGUGGCUGCUGACUUUGUCAAUGGUCGCGUCCCUGGAUGUCAAGUCGUCCCGUAUCCUUUACAACUGACGUGAUGGUGUUGGUUUGGAUGGGGAUAACCCUGAGCACAUCCAGUGGGUGUUCCAGAGGGCCCAGGAGAGAGCUGCUGACUACAGCAUCACAGGAGUCACAUACAGACUCUCACAAGGAGAACUGCUCAGCUUGUAGCCAGGUGCCCCAGGAUCUACAGUUCCCACCCUCUGCCAAGCUACAGGAGGUCCUGGAGUACUUGACAGAGAACGCCUCCCUACAAAUGAAAUCUCCAGCCAUCACAGCAACCCUGGAAGGGAAAAAUAAGACACUGUAUUUACAGACUAUAGCUUCAAUUGAAGAAAGAACUAGACCAAACCUUUGCAAAACCUUGAAAGAACUGGGAUUGUCUGAUGGACAGGAACUAGCAGUGGCGGAUGUCACCACACCUCAGACUGUCCUCUUCAAGUUGAAACUCACCUUUAAAGGGCUUGUGCAGUCAUAAAUGUGAUUUUUCUUAUGUUUUAUCUAUAUUUCCACACUAUGAGGUUGGAAUAAUUCUGUGAAAAUUAUGAUAAUACCCUUUUAAUGUAAGCUUGUUUGAAAAGAACGCCUGAAAUUUCAGGUAAUUUUGCAUGGGUGGAGUUUUGGCCUGCCUGGCAACAUUACCGGGCGGUGUUAAUAGACCAAUAACAGAGAGUUCCAAACCUCUGCCAAUAACAGCUAGUUUUCAGGUUACAUAUCCCUCCCAUUAAGCUUCUCCAAUUAGGUGCCUCUCAGACCACUCCCAGACAGUCCUAACGAAAUUAUUGCUUGAGAAAUUGCUUUUUGUUAAGAAGCUAUUUUUGUUUCUUUUUUACCAUUGUUUUCAAUUAAAAUCACAGUAAGGUACUUAAUUCUUACCCAGAAAUGAUUUGAUAUUGAGAUAAAAAUGACUGCAUUGGACCUUUUUUAAAAUGCAGAAUCUGUCAAGACAUUUGACAACCUUUGGGGAGAAAGUGGCAAGUGAUACAGCGUGGCAUGGUUUUAAUAUAUUUUAGUCUGAUAAUGUAUAUAAGAUCAUUUUCUCUGUCGUAUUGGCCCAUUAUGGGAGGUAGCUGAUGGCCAUCAACUUUCUAUAUCACUAUAUGUGGAAUCAGUCUGUGAAAAUGUUUCUUAAUGUUUUACUCCUAAAUGUUUGCUCCAAACGGCUGUCUUUCCCUCAUUCAAAAGAGCAGUCGUUUAUAUUGGGUACCAGUCAAAAGUUUGGACACACCUACUCAUUCCAGGGUUUUUGUUUAUUUUUUAUUAUUUUCUACAUUGUAGAAUAACAGUGAAGACAUCAAAACUAUGAAAUAACACAUAUGGAAUCAUCUAGUAACC